Zymoseptoria tritici IPO323 is the source of this 1019-nucleotide messenger RNA. RefSeq names its product putative pectin methylesterase/Pectinesterase (gene MgPME1). NCBI's taxonomy places the organism in Eukaryota, Fungi, Ascomycota, Dothideomycetes, Mycosphaerellales, Mycosphaerellaceae. Gene Ontology annotation, biological process: cell wall modification. The coding region runs from base 27 to 1019 and encodes 330 amino acids. The transcript has 4 exons. The record is from RefSeq and is a predicted model, not a curated record. Gene Ontology annotation, molecular function: pectinesterase activity.
CAUCUUGUCCAAAAACUCAAAUCAACAUGCGUUACAUCAACAUCCUCGCCGGCUUUGUGGGCCUCGUGCUCGCGGCAGGUCGAACCAGUCCUCCAGAAGGUGCUCUUGUCGUCGCCGCGGACGGCAGCGGUAAAUACAAGACGAUCCAGGACGCAGUCAAUGCACUCUCGUCGUCCUCUUCGGAGCAAAGCAUUUUCAUCAAGCCCGGCACCUACAAGGAGCAGGUAUACGUGAAGCAGCUCAAUGGACCUCUCGUCAUCUACGGCCACACAUCGGACACGUCUUCAUACGCCGGCAACCAAGUCGUCAUUACUGGCAGCAAGAGCCAGAAAACUGAGGCCAACAACGAUGCGACCGCCACCCUCCGAGUCUGGACCAGUAACUUCAAGCUUUACAACGUCAAUGUCGUGAACACUUUUGGGAAGGGCAGCCAAGCCCUGGCUCUCUCCGCCAAUGCCGGCGACCAAGGGUACUACGGAUGCUCCUUCAAAGGCUUCCAAGACACCGUCCUCGCGCAGACUGGCGCUCAGCUCUACGCCAAGAGCUACAUCGAAGGCGCCACGGACUUCAUCUUCGGCCAGAACGGUCAAGCUUGGUUCGAUUACUGCGACAUUCGUGUAUUGUCAGCCUCUGUGGGUUACAUCACCGCCUCUGGCCGCGCCGACGCCGCGAAUCCGAGUCACUAUGUCCUCAACAAGUGCAGCAUCUCUGCUGCAGGAGGCAAGUCCGUAGAGGCCGGAGCAUAUUUCCUUGGACGGCCGUGGGGAGCGUACGCCCGCGUAGCAGUCCAGUCCUGCACAAUGUCGAAUGUCAUCAACGCGGCGGGCUGGGCGGUGUGGAACAAGGGCGACGAGAGGACGGGAAAGGUCGAAUUCGGCGAAUAUGGUAAUGAGGGUGCUGGCGCUUCGGGCACGAGGGCGAAAUUCGCGAAGAAAUUGGAUGCGCCUGUCAAGAAGGAGAGUGUGCUGGGGAGUGGGUAUGCGAGUGCCAGCUGGGUUGACAAGGCAUACUUGUCGUAG